Molecule: messenger RNA, 2874 nt
Organism: Cimex lectularius (bed bug)
Lineage: Eukaryota; Metazoa; Arthropoda; Insecta; Hemiptera; Cimicidae
Product: macoilin-2
Exons: 13
Coding region: 674-2644 (656 amino acids)
Biological process (GO): neuronal signal transduction
Cellular component (GO): rough endoplasmic reticulum membrane
Source: RefSeq, a predicted model, not a curated record
UUUAUAAUUACCCUGUGAUGAAUUUUUUCUGUCCUUUUGUAGAUAGACCAUGAGAGAUCCUUUUGCAGACCAUGACUGUUCUUAUGGUUCAGUCUUAACUCAUGCGUUUUUGUAACAAUCCUGUCUUUUCGUCGUUUGAAAUCCUAAUGAUUUUUUGUUUAAUUUUAUAUUUUUCGGGUCUCUGUGUGGACUAAUGAUGGUAAUAUUGGAUAAUCGAGGCAGUUGAGAUUGAUGUCGACCCUCUCUGCCGGAAUCAUGGCCCAUCCUCCGCAGCCGCAGUUAUCAGUUGUAAAAUUAUUUACCGCGCUGUUAACACGGGGUGGAAAAAAUCUCCAGCCUUUUAGAUAAACUACGAAAGUUUGAAAAAGUGGUACUAAGUCCGAAAAGGUCUUAUUUACAACUUAAAAUAAUUGCUGGAAGUGGAUCGCGGUCGGUGGUCGGUGGACUUAGACUAUUCGAUACCUCAUCCCGCUUCUCUCUCUGCUCCAAAAGUGUAGAAUCGAUAUUUUUGCGGGUUAGGAGUCGUGAUAUUCAUAAAUGACAACAAAAGUAGUUGAUAGUUUGCCUCUGGUUAUUACGAUUCUAAUAAAUUCGAUUUCAGUCUGAUUUUCUCAAUUUCCUGUCCGACGCCGCCUGGAUUGAAACUGAAGAGACCCUCAGCCGUUCUGGUAAUAUGAAGAGGAGGAAUGGCGAGUGCCCGAAGCUCCGAAGGCCUAUAAAAAGGAACAAAAUAACAGAUGGUAUUUACGGAAGUACUAUUGUGUACCUGAAGUUUUUCCUAUUAUGGGCUUUUGUCCUACUAGCAGACUUCCUCCUUGAGUUCCGUUUCGAGUUCCUUUGGCCUUUCUGGCUCCUUGUACGCAGCGUUCACGACUCGUACAAAUAUCAAGGAUUGGCAUUUUCAGUCUUCUUUAUGUCGAUUGCAGUCACUUCAGAUAUGAUCUGUUACUUUUUUAUCCCAGUCCAGUGGCUCUUCUUUGCAGCGAGCACAUAUGUCUGGGUUCAGUAUGUUUGGCAUACUGAAAAAGGCAUAUGCCUACCAACAGUAAUGCUGUGGCUGUUAUUUGCUUACAUGGAGGCUGCAGUUCGCCUCAAAGACCUUCGGCAUAUGCCAUUUCACCUCGAUCUGUGUAGGCCAUUCGCUGCACACUGUAUUGGCUACCCAGUUGUAACAUUGGGGUUUGGCUUUAAAAGCUAUGUAAGCUUUAGAAUCAGACAGCGGAGACAAAGAGAUGUUAGAAAGGAGAACAGUUUCUAUAUGAAUCUCCUUCAACAAGCAUUGCCUGUAGAAGGCACGUCUUCCUCACAACAGGGAACACCACCUGAAAAAACAAAAGGUGCUGAAAGUAAUGGUGUCGGUCACCAUGGGAUGUCAACUUCCCAAAACUGUGGGAGUAAAUCUUCACACAGAAAAUCUCUUGACAAAGGAGCUGCUGAGCCAUACACAAACGGUUCUAUAACACACAAUGUCGAAUACACAGAAAAAAUCAAGACAAAUGGGUCUUGCCGAGGGUCAAACAAACAGAGCAAUUCUGGCGGAGGGGGCCUCAAAAUGCUUUGCUUCAGGAGUAGAGACUCUGGCAGCUCAGCACCCCCGGUUACAGACGAAGAGAAUGUCAAUCAGUCACAAACGUCGAGCUCGCAAAUGAGCAAUAACACGACCAGUAAAGGAGGUGGGAAAGGUGGAAAAGGCAAUUCGAAAGGAAGCAAAGGAUCAGCACCUCCGAAAGAAAACGACACACCACAUAAAGAUGAAUAUUGUCUUAAGUUAGAGUCUGAAGUGAAACGCCUAAAAGGGGAACUUCAGUCGAGCAAACAGAAUGAGUCAGAUCUCAAAUCUCAGCUGAGCAGCACAUAUUCAGCGGAAAAAGCUGCUCGUGCGGAAGUUCUCACACUAAGGCACCACAACGAGGAAUUGGAGUCAAAGUUGCAAAACAUGGUGUCUACGAGAGCGAAUGAACGACAGAAUAUCGUGUCCCUUGAAAAGAGGCUGGCGGAAGAGCGGAGGCUACGUUGCACAGCUGAGUCACAACUUGCACAGGACAGGAAGGCAAAGCGUGACGCUCAGCGUGAAUGUUCUUCCGAGGCAUGUCGACAGAGGCGGAGGGACCUUGAAGGCGAAGUCAAGUCUAUACGAAGGGAUCUCAAGCUCAAAGAGGAAAUCUGUGCAAGUGCAGAUCGUGAGCUAAAAAGUCUUUUGCAGUACAAAGAAAGUCAGACUGGAGCUGAUGUGCUAUUGAACGCUGUUUCGGUGCUGCAAGAUAAAAAUUUGCAUCUUGAGAAUUCUCUAAGUGCAGAGACAAGAAUAAAGCUGGACCUUUUUUCUGCUUUGGGCGAAGCCAAGAGACACUUGGAGAUAAAAGACAGUCUGAUAAGAAGUCAGGAGAGAGAGAUAGAAGAACUGAAAUCGAAAAUGGCACAGGUGCUUGCAGUGAUGCCUACAGCAGAUUUCCUUGUCCAUGCCCCUUCUGCAGUGGGGAGCAGGAGCAUCAUGGGUGGCGGUACCAAGCUAAGAGGCUUGGUAGUCUCACAGAACAGUACCAUGCCUGCACAAUCUUCGAUCAUGGCUUCUUCCGCAUCUAACCUGGAUCCAAAUGCGACAGUCUAUACGCCUAAGCAGGGCCAUCUCACUACAGAAGCAUAGUUCUUUCUCCUUGACCCAUCCCUCCGUUUACUAACAAAUACACAAAGGGAAGAAAGGUGUGCAGUGAUUUUUCUUUCAUCUAAAAUACACUUCAGUUCAGAGAAAGUUCUCAAAAAGUGAAUAUUUAACCAAGGCCAAAUGUUGCCAGGAUUAUCUAUAUUUUGUUUGAUUUUUAAUUUUCUUUCCCACUACACAAAGAAACGCACUAAAUUAUUUUUCUUUCUUUUUUU